AUUCUAUCCUUUUGAAAUGACGAAGUUCUGCCGGGCACGCUCAUUUUCUCGGAAACUGUGCUGGUGACGCUAGCACAAUGACUUGACACUGUGAUACCUGCUGUAGUUCUAUAGUGAACCUAUAUAAAAACGGAGACUGCUACACAAUGGCUCAUAGAUGCUUUCUUCCUUUUGUGCUUCUGCUAGUCGCAUGCUCGUUCAGCAUGGCCGCCGGGCAGGAUACAAGCGAUAACAAAUUGUUAUGCAUGGCAGAAAUGGUUUCAAACAUCGAGAAUAGUUGCUCGAGGCCAGAUAUAUCUGGUUAUUAUGUGGCGCUGGAGAGCUUGCUUAAGGACUACCUGAAGAAGUGUUUCCAUACCAACUUCACUUCUAACCGGGCACUCCAUACCAUGCUUCCAGACUUAGGCACCGACGUUACCAGUUAUCUUAAGUCGCUGUCGGAUAGCUUCAAAGACCUGGAGGGUAUUGAGGUUGGCCCCACGUUUAUACCUGCCGCCCAAAUAAACUCGGAGAUUGAGUUCGAGCUGGAGCACAACCUGACCAACAGUCACGAUGGUUGGAUUCUCGACCCUAUGGGCAUCGGCUCCAUAUUCAACUAUGAUGGGUUCCAGGAUCUCACAGAAGUGGUCAGGGACCCUUUGGUCGUGAACAAUGUCUCCACUGACGUGAUACACUGGGCCGGUGUGCACCCAUACUUCCAAAACACAUCUGUAUAUUACGACAGCACACAGCGCAAGUUUGUCGUCGUGGUCUUACCGCUCGAUGGCAACAUCAAGCUGCUGUACUACAGACGCGAUGUCUUUGACAGCUACAAGUUAUCGGUCCCCCGCACAUGGGAGGAGGUUGUGGAUGUCGCCACCAAACUCCAAUCCUUAAAGCUGGACCUCAACGAUGACGGCCUCGCAGACUACGGCUUUUGCUUUGACCGGCGCACGGACUGCCAUCAGGGUUACUUUGACCUCAUGUCAAUCCUGGCGCCGUACCUGCAGUACAACGGCAGCAGCCAGGGUGUGGUGUUCGACCCCAACACCAUCCGCCUAACGGAUAAGAACCCAGCACUGGUGGACAACCCCGCCAUGACCCGCGCGCUUCAGUUAUACUCGCAACUGAUUGCGCUGUCGCCGGCCGACACCAACGUCACGGACACCUGCGAUGUAUCCGGCGCGGCACCCGCGGAUGCGGGCGUUUCCAUGGCCGCGCGUUUUGCAAACGGGUCGUGUCUCAUGGGCGUGGGCCUGGGCAGCUUCUUCAAGGCCUUCAACGCCUCCGCCUACCGCGGCCAACUGGGUGUGGCGCUCAUGCCCGGCUCCUUCGAGGUCCUCAACCGCACCUCCAACCAGCUCGUCAACUGCACUGCGGAGCUCUGCCCCUUCGCCACGCAUGUGCCAGCCACCAACCCAGCUGUUACUACCAGCACCCUCACGGACUCCACUGCUGAUGCUGCGGCUCCUGCCGCCGCGAAUGUUAGUAGCAGUAGUGCUUCUGGGAACGGCAGCGUCCUGGCUGCGUCCCCCUCGCCGCCUCAGCUACCGCCGCCGCCGCCGCCCGUGGCGACUCGGUGGCUGAACCGAGCGCCCUUUGCGGCGGGCGGUGGCUGGGUGGCAGCGGUGAGCGCGCGCACGCCCAGCGACUACAGGAAUUUAUCCAUUGACUUUUUCGCGCAGUUGUCCAGUCCAGAGGAGUCCUGGAGCCGCAUGCUGAUGGCUGGCAGCCCCUUCGACCCCUACCGUCUGGAGCACUUCUCCAACCUGAGCCGCUGGGUGGAGGCGGGCUACCUGGAGAACGACACCACCGCCUACCUGGGCCGAGCCAACGAAUCCUUCAACCACCCCAACAUCGUGCUGGACCUGCGCACGCCCAGCACCAAGACGUUUAGGGACAUCUACGAGAGCGGCUUGGCCAACCUGACCUCCGGCAGCAGCGUGGACAGCGUGGUGGCGCUCAUGAACGCCAGCUUUGCCAAGCUGCUGCUGGACCCGCAGCAGAAGGCGCUGCGCACGCUGCUGGCGGACACCUACCUGGCAACCAUCAACUACAACAACAUCCAGUUCCUCAACGGCACGUCCUCGACGGACUCCAAGGGCGGCGAGGGCUCCCCCAGCUGGCUGCCCAUCGCCAUCGUGCUACCCACCGUGGGCGCGCUGCUGCUGAUCGCGGCCGGGGUGGUGUACGAGGUGCGCAACACGCGCAAGCACAAGAACCUGUUCGGCAAGGUGGUGCCGCCGGGCGUGGGGCCGGACACCACCAUCCUAGUCAGCGAGAUCCAGGAUUUCGCCCAGCUGGCCAAGUCGCUGCCCGCCGAGGUGGUGGACCGGCUGCUGAAGGAUCACCACGACUGCCUGCGCCGCCUGCUGCUGCGCCACAGCGGCUACGAGGGCAGCUGCGAGGCGGACAGCUUCGUGCUGGCCUUCCACUCGCCCAAGGAUGCGCUGCUGUUUGCCAUGGAGGCGCAGGCGGCGCUGCUGCAGGUGGUGUGGCCGGCGGAUGUGCUGGCGCUGCCCGCCUGCGCGCCGCUCUACGUGCAGGGCAUCAUGUCCACCGCCAAGCCCAAGGCCCUGGACGACAUCCUAGACGUGGGGGACGAGCCCAUCGCGCCCGCCUCCGCCUCCAAGAUGAAGGGCUUCUCGCCCGCCGGCCUGCGCUCGCACGACCACUCGCGCGCCAACCACUUUGGCUCCAGCGGCGCCACGCUGCCCUCGCUGGUCAACGUGCCUGCCACCGAAACCUACACCUUCUCCAACGCGUGCCGCCGGGCGUGGAAGGAGGCCAGCAAGGACGACCCGAACAAGGUGCUCAUCUUCCGCGGCCCCCGCCUGCGCAUGGGCCUUCACGCCGGCGUGCACAGCGAGCACGACAUCUCGCACUCCAAGGCGGACGGCCGCACCACCUACAGCGGCGACACCGUGGUCAUGGCGCGCGCGGUGGCGCAGGCGGCGCAGGGCGGCACCGUGCUGCUCAGCGAGGAAACCUACAAGAAGCUGCCGCUGGAGCGGCUCUGGGACAAGUACCUGGUGCUGCACAUGGGCGAGCACCGGCUGCGUGACACGCUGCCCAACCUGAACCUCUACCACGCGCUCAACCGCACGCUGGAGGGCCGGCUGGCCUAUGUGGGACCCAUCAGCUCGCUGCUGCAGGUGGACCCCGGUGUGUUGGACGCGCCGGUGGGCUGCGUGACGGUGGCGUUCAUGUACGUGGUGGGCGCGCAGACGCUGCUCAGCUGGAACGCCGACGUGGCGCAGCAGGCCAUCAAGAUAUUCCACACCGUCGUGGGAGACGAGCUCAAGCGGCGCAAGGGAUACCUGGUUGAGGCGGUGGACGGGCUCUUCCUGGCCGCCUUCCAGCGCCCCUCGGACGCCAUCCUGUGGGCCCUCGAGUGCAACGAAGCCAUGAUCAAGCAGGACUGGCCCGAGGACCUGCUGGCUCACGAGCUGUGCGAGGAGCUGGUCAUCUCGGCGCCCACCAAGGAGGGAGAGGUCAUCAACACAGUGGUGUUCAGGGGUCUCCGCCUGAAGACCGGUGUGGACACGGGUCAGGUGCUGGGAGAGGUGCACGCCAUGACGGGCCGCAUGACCUACCGCGGCAAGGUCAUGAACCGCGCGGCCCGCAUCGCCUCCACCGCCUCCACCGGCCAGGUGCUGUGCAGCAGCGACAGCUGGCAGCUGGCCAUGACGGCGGACGCGCAGGUGAUGCUGAGCAACAAGGUCUCCGGAACCAGCCUGGGGCAGUUCCGCCUAAAGGGUGUGGCGGAGAAGAUCGAGAUCCACCACUGCCGCAAGGUGUCGAACGUGGCCCCCGCGCGCCGUGCCUCCUCGCUGGUCAUGUCCAUGGCGGACCACUGGAAGUGGGAGCAGCACCUGAGCGCGCAUGCGGGAGGAGGAGGUGGUGUGGGCGGCGGCGUGGGAGGCGUGGGCGGCGGCGCGGUGGGGCCGGAGGACAUCCUGCUGGGCGGGGACUCGCUGCGGGGGGCCAUGCUGUCGCCCAGGUCCUUCACGCGCCCCGGCAGCUUCCGGCAGCGCAAGAACUCCGACACGCAACUGGACGCAGCCAACGCGGCCCAUCUGGGCAUCGAGUUGGCGCCGGAUGAGGUGUGAUGGCAAGAGGAGGGCAAUGGCGAUUGCCAGGUGCCUGGAACGCGAUCCGCAGGGUGGGGAAGAGGCGCAAAGAGGGCGCUAUGUUUGCUGCUUGCAACCCGGUGAGGCGCGCCGGGUGUUCUCGGUGCUUGGUAGCAAUUGGCGUGUAUAUGUAUUAUGUAGGUGUUUGUGAUCCCAUCGCCGAUAGUUGUGGAUUUAAAGCUGUAGGGUCCGGGACGGCCCUAUUCCAGGAGGGAUAUGGUGGUGCUGAGCCACGCGCCGCGUAGGCGCGGGGGAGCAAGGUAGUACAUGAAACCUGUGAUUCCUCGUUUGUCUUCUAGGCGGCGGGCGCUGAUUAACGUAUAUUAUGGACAACAAGCGGGUGCUGCCCAGUCAUGCCAAAACUCUGUGUGAUCUCUGUGGGGUAAAUGCGCGUUGCAUGUGUGCGUAUGUAUUAUCACUAUGCCUUAUAGCAAUGCUGAGGGACCUGCGGCUUUUACUUCCAUGUCCUGCCUGCCUCUGCAAAUAUAGCCGUAACUAUCCGAGUAUGGGUGAUGCGUGGUAUAGGAUGGCUUGGGUACUUGAGCUCCAUACUCUGUCCGAGCCGCAUCGCACAAGAGCCUAACAAUUGGCACAAAUUGUAAAAUGAAUUAACUAUGUAGGACUGAUCCUUCCGACACGGUUAGCCUCCGUGCGAAAUCAAUGCGUUUUCCGUACUGGAUUCCUAGCCAAAGAUUGUCCUGGCAGAGCGGUCCAUGAAUGAUGUGUUUUCGGCCUAUGUAUUCUGUUUAACUGAGCCAUUCCUGUCAUCUGGGUAGACGAAAUCCGCGGUGUUGUCUGUUGGCUUUGCACUGGCUCAUUUGGCGGGCGACGGGGCGACGCAAAUAGCUUAAAGCAAGGAAGCGCGCAUAGCGCUCCAUAUUGCUACAGAGCUCGAUCGAUUUAAUCCAUCGGCUGGAACUUGUUGCUAACCAGAAAGCCCUACAACAGUGCUCCGGCCCGGCAUAGGCUCCCAGGCAACACGCCCUAUUGGUAUCGUUGCUAAUAGACCAGCGCAGGCAAUCGCGCCUAUGCACAAGCCGUUGUCACAGCGCGCCUCGACCAGCAGCGGGCAUGUGCGGAUGCGUGGAAGCCCGACUCCGCAGCUAAAUCAACAGGCGCAUCUGUGUCAGAAGCGCUUUUUAACCACUACCCCUCGUCGGGGAGGACGUUGCGCUCGUCUGAUCAAUGUAAAAGCGGGUGCAGCAGCAGCAGCAUCCUCUUUGGUUGCAUUAGCAAUCGGCGCCCGGCGCGCUAGGCUUGUACAGCUGUUGACGUCGGCAACCGCACCUUCCUCGGGCCUCCAGUCUGCUCCCACCAACCGCUGGAGCAGGCGUGUGGCUGUAGCUGCCAUCAAUGCCUCCAGCACUACUGCGCAGGGCAGCGGGCUGGAGCAGGAAUGGGACCAGGAGAUUGAUGAGCUCAUGCGGCUGCUCUCCCUGCUGCCCCCCGCCGUACGCUCCUCCCUGGAGCAGCACCCUGCCGUACUGGAGCUGCUGGAGGUGGUGCUGGACCUGGGCAGGCCGCCGCUGGCAAGGUUCCCCGAAGGAGACGUGAAGCUGUCCUCGCAGCCCAUCAGCGCGGAGGACAUCGCCUUCGCCGUGGGGCAGGUGGGUGACUUUGGCGGCGACAACCGCGCGGGUCUUGAUCGCACGCUGCACCGCAUCUCCUGCCUGCGCAACCGCAGCGGCCGCAUCAUCGGACUCACCUGCCGCGUGGGUCGGGCGGUGCGAGGCAGCGCAGCCAUGGUGCGCGACCUGGCGCUGUCGGGCGCCUCCAUCCUGCUGCUGGGCCGCCCCGGAGUGGGCAAGACCACCGCCAUCCGUGAGGUGUCGCGGCUGCUGGCGGACGAGGCAGCCAAGCGGGUGGUCAUCGUGGACACCUCCAACGAGAUCGGCGGCGACGGGGACGUGCCGCACGGCGGCAUCGGGCGCGCGCGGCGCAUGCAGGUGGCCCGACCGGAGGCGCAGCACUGCGUGAUGAUCGAGGCGGUGGAGAACCACAUGCCGCAGGUGAUCGUGAUCGACGAGAUCGGCACCUCGGAGGAGUGCUCCGCCGCUCGCACCAUCGCACAGCGCGGCGUGCAGCUGGUGGCCACUGCGCACGGCAACGCGCUGGAGAACGUGAUCAAGAACCCGCAGCUGGCGGACUUGGUGGGCGGCAUCCAGUCGGUGACGCUGGGCGAUGAGGAGGCGAAACGUCGCGGCGUGCAGAAGAGCAUUCUGGAGCGAGCGGCGCCGCCCACGUUUGACGUGUGCAUUGAGAUGCUGGAGCGGGCCAAGUGGCGGGUGCACCUGGAUGUGGCGCAGGCGGUGGAUGUGGUGCUGGCUGGCGGCGACGCGGGCGGUCAGGUGCGCGAGCGGGCGGCUGACGGCACGCUGCUCAAGUACAACUACAGCCCCGCCGUCAGCGGCGUCAUCCGGGGAGGAGCCGGGCGGGGCGGGGCGGCUGCUGGCGGCGGCGAGGGCGGCGUCAGCAGCGGCGGCAGCAGCAACAGCAGCCUCGGGUCAACGCAGACGGCAGGAGCAGGCAGCAGCAACUCCUUUAUCCGCAGCCCCGCAGCCUCCCUGCUCUCCUCCUUGGACGAGCAGACCGCGAGGGGCGGCACAGGUGCUGCGGACGGCAGUAUGGAGGGGGGGGAGGGAGACUUUGGCGUGGGCAAGCGCUUGCGGCGGCUGAUCUCGCGGCAGGCCAUGGCGGGUGUGAGCGGCGAGGAUGCGAUGCUGCGGUUGUUUCCGUACGAGCUGGACGAGGAUGUGUUGUGGGAGGUGAUGAGCGAGAUGCGGCUGACGAGCAAGGUAUUCAUCACUGCCAGCCUGGCUGCCGCUGAUGCGGUGCUGGCGUUACGAGCCAAGGUGAAGCACAACGCGGAGCUGCGGGCGCAGGCGAGGGAGGCGGGAGUGCCCAUCUACGCGGUCAAGACGCCCGGCUCCUCCAACCUGGUCAAGGCAUUCAGGACGCUCCUGGGCAUCGACCCCUCCGCGGGGGGCGCCUUCGGACCCCCCUCCCUCGAAUCCUCCUCCUCCUCCUCCUCCCCAUACGACUCACCUCCUACCGCCUCCUCCUCGCACCGGCAAGGCUCUUCCUCACCCUCCUCCUCCACCUCGCCUCUGUCGUCUCCCGCUGCCUCACUAGAUGGCGAGCAGAGCGAGGGUAACCCUGAAGACACAGACAGCAGCAGCACUGGCAGCAGCAAGCUAGGCAGCACCAGCAGCACCAACAGCAGCAGCAGCGGUUCCACUCGGGUCCGGUGUGAGGCGGAGGCGCUGCGUGAGGCCCAAGAGGCGGUCACGGAGAUUGUCGUACCGCUGGGGCAGGCGGUGGAGCUGAUGUCCAGGACGGAGAGCGUGCGGGGGGCGCAGAUACGGCUCUUAGAGCGUUACCGAUUGCCGUACGAGGUGGUCGGCACGGGCACCGAGACACGUCUGCGCAUCCUGCCCCGACCCGCGGCAGUCCCAACAACAACAGCAGCUGCAGCUGCGGCGGGAACAUCUACUGGUUCGUCGGAGGUGACGGCCUCGGGGGCAGCAGCGGAUGCCGGCACUGCCUCUGAAGCUGCGUCAGCUCUUGAGGGUGCUUCAGAUGCGAUGGUUGCUGGCAGUGACAGCGAUGGUUAUGUACCGAUAGGGGAAACGGAUCCCCCGUCAAGGCUGCAACCAACGGCAGCGUGGCCGCAGCCGUCAAUAGCAGCGCAGGGUCUUGACUCAUGAGGCGUGGAAGUUCGGGUCGCGCGGUGGCGUGAGGGCUGCUUGGUUUGGGCGCCGCAGAGGAAUGAAGAGGGAAGUGUGGAGGGAAUUGGAGGUGAGAGGGCAGAAAUUGAGGAGGGAAAGAGAUGAGAGGUGGAGAGGAGGGAGAAAAGCAGAAAAUUUGUUUCAGGAAGCCGGGACUGGCUGGAGUGCGCCUUGCAGCAUGGGAGGGUGAACGCUGGCAAAGCUGAUUGGGUGCGGCUCUGGUGUAGCUUCACGGAAAGGGAGCGGCAUUGGCGUUUCUCUAUAGAAGGCCCCAUGCUUUGGGGCGGUAAGGGUGGAGUCCGGCGUUCAUGGACGACAUGGUGAGCAGGGGCGGAGUUGCGACUGAAUGGUUGAGCUUCUGGGCAAGUAUUCCCGUAGGGCCUUGGGGUCUUAGUUUGCAGCGCACGCAUGGUCGGGUGAGCCACUACUCGCAAAGCCUCCAUAUGGCGCCUUGGUAAGGACGAACAAUGGCAAAGUCUGCCCUGCAUAUACAUAGGAUUGGCCCUGCUCAUCUACUGUACACCUACGGUGGUAAAAGGAUUUGCUAAGUUAUCCCCGUAGCUCGAUUCGAAGAAAACGUAUACGAAGUAUGCGGUUUCGGAGGAGCGAAGCGAAGGGAUGCAUACCCCGUUCCCGUCACGCUCAACGGGAUCCUUUCAGCGCUCUUGUUCACGGCUCGGCCUUCACUUUGAAC
Astrephomene gubernaculifera is the source of this 8534-nucleotide messenger RNA. The record is from the annotation of a GenBank genome assembly. Lineage: Eukaryota; Viridiplantae; Chlorophyta; Chlorophyceae; Chlamydomonadales; Astrephomenaceae.